GUUUCCGGACAUUGCAAUCGUAUCUGUUCUACUAAAUUCUCGCUGAUCUGACUGAAUCGCCAUGAACGCCUCACUUUGGAAGAGCUCUGCAAUUCUUCCUUCACAAUCCCUGCUGUCAAUUUAGUUUUUCUGCUUGUUUUUUGAUUUCAUCCGAGCACAAAACAUGGGUUCUGCGAUUGACCUUUUUUUGUACCCUGAUCAUUCUACCGCCACCAUCACCACCGUGAGCGGCAGCGCGGGCGGGGGCAUCGGCGGACCCUCUACUGCUACAACCUUGAAAACACCCAAAGUUGAGCCUAAACUCGAACCCCUUGACGAACCAUUAGGUGUCUCACCUGAACCCGAUAAUUCCCGAAACCCUAACCCUCAUUUUAGUCCGAGUGCACCACUAACUGACUCGAAUUUUACAGUCGCACCACCCGGAUUCGUCGAAAACAAUGUUCAUUCAGGAUUCAAUGCCGAAUUGGCGAGUAACAUUGAGGAAAACGACGAGUUACAGGUUAUAUAUCCUGAUGCACUAGCAAUUGUGCCGGUUCCCGAAGAAGACCAGCUUUCAACCGUCGAAUGUUCGUCUCGCCGGAAGUCUCAACAGCGAUCAGCUGAAUUAGUUAGGGUAAUGAACCUUCAAAUCGAGGACGAGAGAUAUUUUCGAGACCUGGUGAGGAAAACAAGGAUGCUGUAUGAUUCUCUGUGGGUUUAUACUAUGGUGGAAGACGAGAAGCGCCGAUCUUAUACAAAUGGGCGUAUGCCCCGCACCCGGGGUGAUUUGAAGGCUGCCACGAUGAUGAAAGACAGCGGUCUUUGGUUGAAUCGCGAGAAACGCAUUGUUGGGGCAAUUCCAGGGAUUCAUGUUGGCGAUGUUUUCUUUUUCAGAAUGGAGUUAUGUGUUCUGGGCAUCCAUGGUCAAGCUCAGGCAGGAAUUGAUUUCUUAAGCUCGAGUCAUAGCUCCAAUGGGGAGCCCAUUGCUACUAGUGUGAUUGUCUCGGGUGGGUAUGAAGAUGACGAAGAUGGUGGUGAUGUGAUCGUAUAUACAGGUCAUGGUGGGCAAGAUAAGCAUGGAAAGCAGGUUGUUCAUCAGAAAUUGGAUGGUGGGAAUCUUGGUAUGGAGAGAAGUAAGCAUCACGGGAUUGAGGUACGGGUUGUUCGUGGGUUUAAGUAUAAAGGUAGUGCUAGUGAGAAAGUUUAUGUUUAUGAUGGGCUAUAUAAAAUUGUUGAUGCUUGGUUUGAAGUAGGUAAGUCAGGUUUUGGAGUGUAUAAGUUCAAACUUGUUAGAAUGGAAGGUCAACCUGAAUUGGGGAGUGCAAUCCUUAAGUUUGCUGAGAAUAUUAGGACUAGUCCAUUGGAGGCUAGGCCUUCGGGAUAUGUUAGUUUGGAUAUUUCAUCGAACAAGGAAAAUGUGCCAGUGUUCCUAUUUAAUGACAUUGAUAGUAAUUAUGAGCCACUGAGCUAUGAAUAUCUGGUGAAAACUAUUUUCCCUCCUUUCGUGUAUCAUCUUGGAGGGAUUGAUGGUGGGUGUGAUUGUGUCUCUGGAUGUUCAUCUGAUUGUGUAUGUGCCAAGAAGAAUGGAGGUGAAUUUGCUUAUGAUAUGAAUGGGCUUCUUCUGAGAGGAAAACCAUUAAUUUUUGAAUGUGGACCACACUGUUCUUGCCCUCCCCGGUGUUGCAAUCGCAUCAGCCAAAAGGGUUUGAGGAAUAGAUUUGAAGUGUUCAGAUCAAUGGAAACUGGUUGGGGAGUUAGGUCAUUGGACUUGAUACAAGCUGGUUCUUUUAUUUGUGAAUAUACUGGAGUUGUCCUCACAAGAGAGCAAGCUCAAGUUUUCACCAUGAAUGGUGAUAGUUUAGUCUAUCCAAAUCGGUUUGGUGAGAGAUGGGCAGAAUGGGGGGAUUUGUCCCAAGUAUUUCCGCAUUAUGUACGCCCGUCGUAUCCGUCUGUACCGCCAUUGAAUUUUGCAAUGGAUGUUUCUAGAAUGAGAAAUGUCGCUUGUUACAUGAGCCAUAGUUCGUGUCCAAAUGUUUUUGUGCAAUUAGUGCUGUUUGAUCACUCCAAUGUUGCAUUUCCUCACCUUAUGCUGUUUGCUAUGGAAGACAUUCCUCCAAUGAGGGAGCUUAGUCUUGAUUAUGGGGCAGCUGAUGAAUGGACGGAAAAACUGGCCAUUUGUAACUAAUCAAUUUCAAGUAGUUGGUUUUGAUUUUGUGUAUAUGUCAAUGCAGAUCCUGCUACGCACAGCAUACCGAGAUGCGUUAUAAAAACGAUAAUUGGCGCUAUUUUGCAGCUCAGUUUCCUACGUGCAUCACAUCUCAUCUUCCUCGUCGUAGAUAAGGGUUUUUGAAGCAUCUCUCCUCCUUUCUGUUCUAGAGAUGCAUAAUGCUUAAUGGUUAAGAUGGGAUAUGAUACAUAAGGAGCAGAAAACCAUCUACAGGUGGCCAUUCAAGAAGCCAGUUUUUUUCUACGCCGACAAAUUUAUAUACCAAGUAUGGAUUGUCGCUACAAACUGCAUCACAUGUCGUCUUCCUCCCCAGUAAAUAAAAUGGCGUGCUGUCUGUCAGGUUUCUUAGACCCUAUACCGGUGGGAUAUACAGGUUUGUUUGGUAUGUUAGGUUCUUAGAAAUGCUUAAUGCAAAAUUUAAGAUGGGCCAUUUAAGAAGCAAGUUAUUUCUGCAUUGAUAUGUUUAUAUACCAAUUGUGAACAACAUUGCCUUUUGUUGUAGACUUUCGUAAGCGGGAUUGCUAAUCGUACUCGGGCAACUUGUAUCAAUAGGUUGUACUGAUACGUACAAAUAUAUAUUACAUUAUAUAUAUUCUGUACAGAGAUGGAACCGAUGCAUGUUCAAAUAGUUCUUGUUUUGUACGUACAUUUUACUCCAGAUUUGGAUUUGAAAGUGAGAGAAAUCUAAUGAACUUCGAUGAAAGACGCA
Messenger RNA from Cynara cardunculus var. scolymus (artichoke), 2915 nucleotides. Its product is annotated as histone-lysine N-methyltransferase family member SUVH9-like. The record is from RefSeq and is a predicted model, not a curated record. Gene Ontology annotation, cellular component: nucleus. The transcript has 2 exons. Gene Ontology annotation, molecular function: zinc ion binding; histone methyltransferase activity; protein binding. Lineage: Eukaryota; Viridiplantae; Streptophyta; Magnoliopsida; Asterales; Asteraceae. Bases 164 to 2164 code for a protein of 666 amino acids.